ACGAUUGCUCUGUUGUUUAUAAACAGGUUAAAAAAAGUGUAUACGAAUAAUUCCUGAAAACUUACAAAUUUUUAGAAUUUUGGGAGGAAAUUUAAAAGAAGAAUUACCUGGGACAAUUGAGAUCCCAAGAACUCGUUUUUCAUUAACCAGAUUAAAACAUAUUACUUUGAAAAAAGGAUAUCUUAGUAAUUCCAACCUUGAUCUGAAUUUAGCCAAUUCAAAAAUGUUGAUCAUUUCAGCUCGAAAUUCAAAACAAAAAAAUAAAGAAGUUAAGAUCCUUUAAAUUUGCCUUAUUGAAAAAUAAUAGUUAAGGAAAAGCUUUUAAAACCUUAUUAGGCAAUGUAAUCUUGUUGAUCCUUGGAUUAAGCGAAUUCGGCAUGAGUUUCCACAAAUGAAAACUAAGAUCCUAAGAACUCGCGUUUAAGAUUUACUUUUAAAUUACCUGAUUACAAGAUUAUGAUCCCUUCCGUAAUAUUGGUAGCACCAACCUUGUUCCGAAUUCAGUCCAUUCCAAGUGUCGGUCAGUUCGGAAUGAGAUGCCCCAAAAUGUGCGUUUGGUAUUUUAACAUCUGCGAGGCGGUUCUUCGAAAACUGGUGCUUCAAAUCCAAACGCAUUCGUGUGCGAAUCAAAAUGUAUUGGCAGAGACCGAAAUAAAGUGCACAUGGCUCGCCGCCGAUUGAUAAAAGAUAAAAAUAAAGAGAUCAGACUCUCUUCACGCGGAUGCGGAAUGUUGGAUGCUCGCUCGCAUUCGCUUGUAAAUUCUCGAAGGGAACGCGUGCACUUCGAGGCACCGAUACACCCAAGGUGAUUACAUAAAGCCAGAAAGCCAGAAAACCAAACCACACCAUGCAGAAGGCCAUCAAGAAGGAGCUGAGCUUCUCGCUGGACACGCUGGAGCGCUACCGGGCCAAGUACGGACGCAGUGCCUCCCUCGACACAAACGGCUCUUGCCCAGCGCACACAGAGGGCGAGCCCUGCUCCACUGCUCCUCCGCCGGCUGCCAGCUCGAUCUUCACAAAGUCCUACUCGCCGCCAAAGAUGACCAAAUUGCAGGAGCUGCAGCAGAAGAAGGAGGCCUAUCUGAGGGCCCGCGAACACGAGCGGGAAAUGGAGCAGCUGCAGCGCACCGAGAGAAGGUCCACGAACGGCUUGGAGUUGGCCAAAUCCAAGCCGGGCAAUGGCAGUCCCAAGGGCAGCUCUCCCACGCCGAAUACCAGUGCCGCAGCCACCGCUGCCGUGGCCAGCAAGUCAUCCAGCCCGGCCGGCUACUCCAAUUGGAACAGCCACCAUGGCACGCUCUGCUCCCAGUCCUGGGUGGCCAUCUCCGAGCUGAUGUACUUCUGCGACAAGUACGAGUUCACCACCCUCAGCACCCGGGACCUAAAGACGCACCAGGAGAUCGUGGCCGAGGUGAGGGCCCUGCUGAACGGCAAGGCGCCGUUCGACCAGCGUACCCGCUUCCCGGGCAACAUCCACGACCCGGAGAACCUGUGGGUCUGCAUCGGUCGCUGCGCCAGUGUGGAGUACCACCUGCAGCGCAUCGUGAGCAUCUUCCGCAAGCCGCUCAACCAACUGACGCCGGACAAGCAGCGAACGGUGCGCCAGAACUUCCACCUGGCGGUCAGCGAACUGCGGCUGGACAUCUCGGCGCGGAUCAGCGAGGUGCGGCUCUACGACCGUCUGGUCUUCGAGCGCGAGUUCCGUCUGGAAUGGCAGGAGGCGGAGGCGGUGGCGGAGGCCUAG
Messenger RNA from Drosophila elegans, 1744 nucleotides. RefSeq lists its product as uncharacterized. Bases 848 to 1744 code for a protein of 298 amino acids. NCBI's taxonomy places the organism in Eukaryota, Metazoa, Arthropoda, Insecta, Diptera, Drosophilidae. Gene Ontology annotation, molecular function: structural molecule activity. The transcript has a single exon. The record is from RefSeq and is a predicted model, not a curated record.